Molecule: messenger RNA, 3765 nt
Organism: Ectocarpus siliculosus
Lineage: Eukaryota; Phaeophyceae; Ectocarpales; Ectocarpaceae
Source: the annotation of a GenBank genome assembly
AUGGCUGCAUAUUCGAACAACAACCUUGCCCCGCCCAUCUUGCCAACGAGCGCCGCGGCCACAAAAAAGGAGACCAUGGCCGUGAAAAAAAACGGGGCAAAGCGGACUGUUGGUGGAGGCAGCGGCGCUGGCGGCAACAAGCAAGCGAGGAGUAGUACCAGGGUCGGGGCGGGCUUGUCGGAAGACGUGCCCGGCGGUGGCGGCACCACAUGUUGGAGGCAAGGGGCAAGCAACAGUGCCGUAGCGAGAGCGGCGGCAAAGGCGGCGGAACGGAUGACAAAGCUAGAGGCCUUGAUGAAUGCGGCCAUGGAGAGCCCGGUGACCUACGAAGAGCAGGUCCGGCGGGAGCGUCUGGCCCACCUACGAGUCAUGUACACGGUGGAGAGGGAUAUGGCGGAGCUACCGGUGGACUUUCUGCGGGGGGUCGGCUACGAAGACUACGGCAUAAAGCCGAGGCUAUCGCGCAUGUGCGCCGCGCUCGGGAAGUCGCACCGCUGGAGCAAGACCGUCGCGCUGUCGAGGUGGGCGCGGGCCUUGGAGAAAGCCCGCGCCGACGAGUUCGCUGAAGACAUGCUCCGGUACGAGCACGCCAGGCUUUUCGCCACGCUGUCCUCUAUCAGGAAGCGGUGGGAGCUUAAGCAGGCGAGGAGGCGCUUCUUGGGGUGGAGAAAGCGCGUGAGGCUGGCGCGCUUGGCCGAGGAUGAGCACCGCGCCAGGGUGGGGGCUAUCAAGAUCCAGCGGUGGGCGCGAAGGCGUCUGGCGGCGCGGCGACGGCGCAGGGCUCUGGAGCAGAGAGAGCGCCGGAGGAACGCUCUUGCCCGAGACAAGGCGGAUGCCGUCGCCGGGGUGCUGAGCUUCGAAGACAAUCGAAGGGAAACGCUUUGGCGAACGCUGCGCCUCGUGGAUGAAAAGAGGCGCUACGAGGCCAACCAUCGCGCCGCCACGGCGUUGCAAGACGCGUGGCUGCGGCACGUCGGAAGGUGCCAAUUAUUGGAGUAUGCGGAGAUGGAGCGGCAAGAGUUGCACCGCCGCCGGCUUGCGGAGCAGGCCAGGAGAUGGGUUGUUAUCCUUCCGAUGGCGCGGGGCUUCCUGUCGGCGUGCCUGGAUCGCUCCCAGAGGGCCGUCAUCGCCAAGCUGAGGGCGCGGCACGAGACCCUGAGGCUCGCCCACGAGGCGGAGCUGGCGGAGCACCGCCGGGUCCUCAACGCCGCCCACGCCGUGAUAGCGCACGCGUGGAGGGGCAAGAGCUCCCGGCUGGAAUUCCUCGCCCGCAUGAAGGCGCUGGUGGACGUGCAGCGGGCCUGGAAGAGGGCGGCCGGGCGGCGGAGGCUGCAGGCUGAGAUUGACGACCGUGUGGUGGCGACGGCACAACGAAUCAAGAAGGCCCGCGAGAGCGCCGCCUCCCGCCUCCAGGCGUUCGCCCGCAAAAGCGCCCAGCGGCACCAGCUCAGCAAGCGCUUCGCCGCCCGCAAGGCCAAGCUCGACUUCGAGCGGAGGAACCGGUCGGAGCUGGCCUCCGCCUGCCUGGUCAUGUUCAAGCCCUCCCGCGCCAUCCGCGAGGCCGCCGGCAGGGAGGACUUCGAGGCGAUGGGGGACGCGGUCCGGCCCGCGGAGGUGGUGGCGCGGCUGCGGGCGAGCGCCGCCGCGCGCGGGGUGUCGCUCUCCCAGAUCAUGUCCGGGGCCUUCGACGACGACGACGACGACGGCGACCAUGAGGGUGGUGUAGGGGAGGACGGGGCUCCGAAGCGUUUGUCCGGAUCCGAGCUGGCGCGCGCCGUGCUGAAGCAGCAGGAAAGUCAGCGGCGCGCGGCGGAGGCUGUGCAACAUGCAUGGAGGAAGCGGAAGGCGAUGCUCCACCUGGAGGGGCUCUUCGCGAAGCGGAAGGUUCAGAUACUCAACGACAGGAGAGAGCUCUCGGCCUUCCGGCUCCAGAGGGUGUGGGCGAGCGCUAGGCUCAGGGUCGAGCUGGCGGCCAGGGUAGAGGCGACUCGCCGCCGGAUCGCGGCCGAGAGGGACUGGGGGGCGAGGAUGCUGCAGAGGCUUUGCCGUCGCCGCAAGGACGCCAAGGAGCUCGCGUCGAGGUUCGCCAUCCGAAAGAUCAUCCUGGAGCAGGCGAGAUCGCUGCGAGAGAUGAAUGCCGCCGUGAGCAAGAUUCAGCUGUGGUACCGCCGACGCCAGGGAGUCUACUACACCACCCUGCGAAUCGUCGCGCGAUACCAGCUAGCAUACAAGCGCGAUGUGUUGGCCAGGGAGGAGUACCUUCGGCGCAGGGAGGAGGCCGCCGUGGCCGUGCAGCUCGCGUGGCGCAGACGAUCCAUGAGAGUUUACCUGUCGCGCCGCUUCGAGGGAAGGCGUGCGAGGAUCGCGCUGGCAAAGAAGGCGGCGGAGAGAGAGGCAGCGGCGAAGGUUCUGCAGGGGUGGUGGCGCCGAAGGCAGGCUCGAGUGAUGCUCAGGGGGCGGUUUGCCAAGCGAGCGCGGCUGAUGGUGAAGAAGGCCGAGGAGGAAGAGCGGGCUCGGCUAGAGGACGGAGCGGCGCGGCUCCUGCAGAAGACGUGGACUCGGCACUGCGAGUGGGAGAAGAUGAGGCUGCGCUUCUGCCUCCGCAGAAAGGUGUUGGACGAAACGUUCGCGCUAGAGGAAUCCAAGAGGCUUGAGCUGGAACAACUGGAGCACGAGAAGAGGGAGGAGGAAAAACGCCUCCAGCGUGAGCACGAGGCCACCAAGGUGAAGCUUCUGCUGGAAGAGACUGAGAAAAAGCGGAAAGCGGACGAGGCUGCCGACUACCUGCUGAAGGCUUGGAAGCUGGGAUACGACCAGGACAAUGCCCGGAACUACUGGUUCAACCACGUCACAGGAGAGUCAUCAUUGGAGAGACCGGAAGGGUGGGUCAUACUUCCCUCGGAGAGGUGGAAGAAGCAGACCAACGACAAGGGCCUGGCGUACUACCUCGACCUCGAGACGGGCAAGACCCACUGGUUCCCUCCGUGCGAGCAGUGCUACAAGAGGGAAGGCGAGAAGGUCUGCAUGGAUUGCGAGGAGCAGGUGUACUGCGGCCGCUGCUGGACGAUGGCGCACAAGGAAGAGCACAUGGCGGGGCAUGUGUGGAAGGGCGCCGACUCCGGUAAGGAAGACCUUAGCCCCGGAGAGAGACACUGCGUCGACUGUGGAUUCCGAAAGGCCAAGUGGGUGUGCCUUCAAUGCAAGGAUGCCCUGUGCGGCGAGUGUAACGCUAGAAUUCACGGGAGUGGACACCGCAAGAACCACCAAGUCGAGACGUACGCCAAGUCCAAGAAAGGCUGGCAGACUGUGGAGGGUAGAACGGACAACGAGCCGACCUACUACUUCAACGCGUCGACGGGAGAGAGCACGUUCGACAAGCCGCAAGAUCUCAUGCUUCCCGAGGAGCUCGUCGAGCACCUGCGCUUCCUCAAGUACAAAGAGACCAGCGAGAAGUAUGUGCAAAAGAUCGAGAAACUGCAGUUCCAGCUCGAGGAGCUUAUGUACGAGAAGGACAAGAUCGCAUACCAGUGGGCCAACGCACAAAAGGACAUGAAGGCCGACCACGGGACAGGAGGGGGACUGUCUCUAAGUGGCCUCAAGUUUGGCGGCAGCGACAAGAAAAGCAAGAAGAAGGCCGCGGCCGAAGACCCCAGGACUCGAGAACAGGAGGAAGGCUACAAGAAGAGCCUGCUCCUCUCCCGGAAGGACAAGAAGGACAUGGGCUUCGAGGUCAAGCUCAAGAAAGAGACGGUGCUAGACUCCUAG